AUGGAACUAAACACCCUAACAGAUGCAGGUUGUUCUAAACAUAUUAUAACUCUUUCGAAAGUAUACCAGGACAAAGCUACCACCAGCUGCACCAUUGAAGAUAUCAAUAAUCAGUCAUCCAUAUCAGUUGCCUGUGGUUCAAGAUCUACUUUUGCAGUAACCACUCAACAGAAUGUUAAGCACAACAAGAAAAGAUCAUCAACAUUAACAAGGCAUUCAGAAUAUGCUGCUAUAAUGCUAGUCCAUGGUUUUUGCAAGAGAAUAUCUUCAAAAGGUUGA
Pieris macdunnoughi is the source of this 279-nucleotide messenger RNA. Lineage: Eukaryota; Metazoa; Arthropoda; Insecta; Lepidoptera; Pieridae. The record is from the annotation of a GenBank genome assembly.